Messenger RNA from Dendrobium catenatum, 2151 nucleotides. RefSeq names its product probable WRKY transcription factor 4. Lineage: Eukaryota; Viridiplantae; Streptophyta; Magnoliopsida; Asparagales; Orchidaceae. Gene Ontology annotation, biological process: regulation of DNA-templated transcription. The coding region runs from base 172 to 1701 and encodes 509 amino acids. The record is from RefSeq and is a predicted model, not a curated record. The transcript has 4 exons. Gene Ontology annotation, molecular function: DNA-binding transcription factor activity; sequence-specific DNA binding.
AAAUUUCCACGCCGUCUACUUCCUCGAAGCCGUCUCAGAAGCCAGAAGUACAAAGCAAUCCGGUAGAAAUCUUCUUCAGUACAUCCAAAAAGGUCGAUUUGAAGUUUUCCAAAAAAAUAAAAAUUGAGGAAAAGUUAUAGGUUUUUCGUUCUGCCGUUCGAUUCCAAUCCGAUGUCAGAGAAUGGCGGCGCUGUUUCGUCGGCGGCGGAGGUGAACCGGCCCUCGAUAUCACUUCCUCCGCGUUCCACGGUGGAAAGCCUCUUCCGCGGCGGGCCAGCGGAGGCAAGUCCCGGUCCGAUGACGCUGGCCUCGAGCUUCUUUGAACCAGAGUCCGAGUAUCGAUCCUUCUCGCAGAUCCUUGCUGGCGCUAUGGUAUCGCCGUCGGUGUCGACGACGGCGUUCGAUGCUCGUGGAGGAGGUGGAAGAGAGCGAGCGAGCUUGAAUUUAGGGCAUAGCCGGCCGAUGAAUUUGAUGGUGGCGCCGUCGCCGUUAUUCACGGUGCCACCUGGACUCAGCCCUGGCGGUUUGCUCGAUUCUCCCGCAAUGUUCUCUUCUAAUUUGGGACACCUUGGAAUGUCACAUCAACAUGCUUUAGCACAAGUAACUGCUCAGGCUUCUGAUUCACAUUCUCAAAUGCAAAGCCAGGCAGAAUUUCCAUCUUCUCUUUCAUCAGCUUCCUUGAUACAGCCAAUCUCUGCCAUGAAUAUGACCUCAUCCCAACCUAUGCUGUUUAUUACUUCUGGUAAAAAUAUUCAUAAUACCGAAUCUGCUUUUGCCUCCCAUUCUGAUCAAAGAUCUCAACCAGCCGCUAUUGUUGCUGAUAAACCUGCUGAUGAUGGCUACAACUGGCGUAAGUAUGGGCAGAAGCAGGUGAAGGGCUGUGAAUAUCCAAGGAGCUACUACAAAUGUACCCACCCAAAGUGUCCGGUUAAGAAAAAGGUAGAACGCUCCCUUGAUGGCCAAGUGACUGAGAUAAUCUAUAGGGGACAACACAAUCAUGAACGGCCAAUACCAAAUAAACGAUCAAAAGAGGGUGCAGCUGAAGUAAAUGGAAAUACAUAUCCUGAUAACUCCGAAUCACUACAACAAGAUGACCAUUUGAACUUCAACAGAUCAAGUGAUGGUAUGGUGGGUCUAUCUAAAAAGGAGCGAGAAGGAGUUUCUGAGCAAUUAUCAGGUUCAAGUGAUGAUGAGGAACUGGAGGAUGAAGAAGCAGAAGAUGGUGAACCUGAACAUAAGAGAAGGAACUUGGAAACUAGGGUAAUAGAGUCUUCUUCUCAUAGGACGGUAACAGAACCAAGGAUCAUUCUGCAAACAACAAGUGAAGUUGAUCUUUUGGAUGAUGGCUACAGAUGGCGCAAAUAUGGGCAAAAAUUGGUAAAAGGAAAUCCUCACCCAAGGAGUUAUUACAAGUGCACCAGCACAGGCUGCAAUGUUCGAAAGCAUGUCGAAAGGGCUUCAACCGACCCCAAAGCAGUCGUAACGACUUACGAGGGGAAGCACAACCAUGAUGUUCCUGCAGCUAGGAACAGCAGCCAUAACACCUCCAGCAGUGCUGCUGCUACUGCUAGCAGAAGCAACUAUUCAUCUCAUGAUAUCUUACCAAGUAACCAGAACGGUCAAGGAAGAUCAGACCAAAGAAACAAUGUGUAUCGGCCAGUUGCGGUGCUUCAACUAAAAGGAGAACAUGAAAUGACAUAGAAUAUUCAAGCAUACCUUGUGAAAUAUCCUUGGUUUCAGAUCAAUUAUUAUGCAUUUGUUUUCUGCCACUAUGGCUGUGCACAAAAGGUUUGAGUAGUCAGCUUGAUUGUAAAAUUGCAAGAACCAUACAACGUGUAAUUAUGGAGAGAUUAUUCUGUGCAGACACUGGAUUGUCCGGAGAUGAAUGAGAGUGCGCUACGUCAUCUGAUACACAACAAAAAAAUAAUGUGGAUCGCUAUCAUUCGUCUUCAGGCGUCGUCCGGUGUCCGCACAGAAUAAUUAAUCGAAAUUAUGAGCUUAUGUUGUAUUUACCAAUUAUUAUGUUUUUUUUUUGUCAUCAGCAUUAGUAACAGAAUUAAUUGAUAAUUCAUAUGAUACAGCUUGUAAUUCCACACACGAUAAUAUGAAGACAUGUCAAUGCACCAUUUUCUUAUUAUUUCUUCAAAGAAA